CCCCGCCCCGGGCCUGGGGGGCGGCGCUCCCGCCCCCACCGCCGCUGGCCACUGGCCUGCGCUGCUGUCCGCCCGCCGCGGGAGCCGGAGAUGGCUGCGCAGGCACCGGAAGUCCGCGGACUGGCCGUCUUGGUGCUGGUGGAGAGGCUCGGCCACUGAGACGGGGGCCCCGUCGCCAUGGGCCUCCCAGGCUGACCAGCCGGUUGCUGCCGGAGACCCCGGCCUCACCCGCCGGGACCAUGCCCAGGGUCCCCGAGUGCCUGCUGCGGCCGCUCCAGGGCGCGUCGCGGCAGCGCCUCUGCACGCUGCUCCUCGUCAGCUUCAAGUUCACCUUCGUGGUUUCCCUCCUGCUCUACUGGCACCUGGCGGGGGACCCCGGGGGCGGGGGCCAGAGCCUGCCCGCUGACGUGCCCUGCCCGCGCCUGGAGCCGGCGCGCGCGGCCGGGGGCGCGCCCUCGCCGGGGAACAUCUUCUUCCUGGAGACGUCGGAGCGCACCGACCCGCACUCGCUGUUCAUGUGCUCGGUGGAGUCGGCGGCGCGCGCCCACCCCGACUCGCAGGUGCUGGUGCUGAUGAAGGGGCUGCCGCGGGGCAACGCGUCGCGGCCGCGGCACCUGGGGCUGUCGCUGCUCGGCUGCUUCCCCAACGUGCAGCUGCGGCCGCUGGACCUGGACGCGCUGUUCCGGGGUACGCCGCUGGCGCCCUGGUACGCGGCGGUGCAGCGGCGCUGGGAGCCCUACCUGCUGCCCGUGCUCUCGGACGCGUCGCGCAUCGCGCUGCUCUGGAAGUUCGGCGGCGUCUACCUGGACACGGACUUCAUCGUGCUGCGCAGCCUGGGCAACCUGAGCAACGCGCUGGGCGCGCAGUCCCGCUACGUGCUCAACGGCGCCUUCCUGGCCUUCGAGCGGCGCCACGAGUUCCUGGCGCUGUGCAUGCGCGACUUCGUGGCGCACUACAAUGGCUGGGUGUGGGGCCACCAGGGCCCGCAGCUGCUCACGCGCGUCUUCAAGAAGUGGUGCGCCAUCCGCAGCCUGCAGGAGCGCCGCGCCUGCCGCGGGGUCACCGCGCUGCCCUGUGAGGCCUUCUACCCCGUGCCCUGGCAGAGCUGGCAGCGCUACUUCGAGGACGUGCGCCCUGAGGAGCUGCAGCAGCUGACGCGCGCCACCUACGCCGUGCACGUGUGGAACAAGAAGAGCCACGGCCGCCGGCUGGACGCCUCGUCCCGGGCGCUGCUGGCGCAGCUGCACGCCCGCUACUGCCCCACCACGCACCAGGCCAUGAAGAUGUACCUGUGAGCGGCCUCUCGGUCACCCGCUGGGACACCACCACCAAGGUGUCCGCCAGGGAUGUCCCAUCGGCCCUGGGCUCCGCUCCCUCCCAGAGCCCAAAGGGAGGCCCCUUUGGCCAAGCUCCGUCCCAGGGAAGGAAGGUCUCA
Messenger RNA from Sorex araneus (European shrew), 1435 nucleotides. It is a transcript of the gene A4GALT, whose product is annotated as alpha 1,4-galactosyltransferase (P blood group). NCBI's taxonomy places the organism in Eukaryota, Metazoa, Chordata, Mammalia, Eulipotyphla, Soricidae. Gene Ontology annotation, molecular function: acetylglucosaminyltransferase activity. The coding region runs from base 240 to 1295 and encodes 351 amino acids. The record is from RefSeq and is a predicted model, not a curated record. The transcript is spliced from 3 exons. Gene Ontology annotation, biological process: protein O-linked glycosylation.